Molecule: messenger RNA, 492 nt
Organism: Guillardia theta CCMP2712
Lineage: Eukaryota; Cryptophyceae; Pyrenomonadales; Geminigeraceae
Exons: 1
Coding region: 1-492 (163 amino acids)
Source: RefSeq, a predicted model, not a curated record
AUGGAGAGCGAGACGGUAUCGGAGCAAGACCUGGAGCUUGAGAAGGCGUUCUGCGGGCAGCAGAGCUUCGCGGUGAUUAAGCAGCAUCUGCAUCCAUCUAAAGGGAAGCGGGCGCAUGUGUACAUAUCGGAUACGGCAUGCAGGAUACUAGGGCUACAUGCGGAGGAGGCGCUGGCAAGGAUCGCGAGCAGUCCGCUGAACCUCUACACGCGCAUCCGAGAUCUAGGGAGCAACGGGGAUACAGGCUGCGUGGUGACGAGGUUUGCGCAGCAGGAGGAGUUCGACAGUGUCAGGGCUCAUAGGAACCGAGCUCGAGUCAGACAAAGGUUGAUUGGAAAGAAAGGACAGUUGGCUGUCUCGUACUCGUGUUUGAUACUGGCUUCUCCUGGAUACACCUGGAUACUCUACCCCAGUGUGAAUCUGCUGAAAAGGACCCCUCUGGAGGUCUCUGUAGCUGGAACCGUGAAUGUGCCUGUGGUGCUUUCAAGCUAA